Messenger RNA from Penicillium robsamsonii, 681 nucleotides. RefSeq lists its product as uncharacterized. The coding region runs from base 1 to 681 and encodes 226 amino acids. Lineage: Eukaryota; Fungi; Ascomycota; Eurotiomycetes; Eurotiales; Aspergillaceae. The record is from RefSeq and is a predicted model, not a curated record. The transcript has a single exon.
AUGGUUAACGCCGCCUAUUGCAUUCGUGGGACAGACCACCAAGCCUACUUUUGGUCAGGCACAAAAUUCGCCAGAGUCAGGUAUACACCUGGUGCUAAUGACAAUGCCAUACUCGGCCCCGUCGGAGUUCGAUCCGAAUGGAAGUCUCUCGCCGAGGAGGAUAUUGGUAGAGUUGAUGCCGUUUGUCCAGUACCAGGAAACAAAAAACGCCUAUAUGUCUUCUCUGGCGCCAACUACGUGAAAUUGGAAAUUGACGUGAAAUUGGAAACGAGUCCCUUGAAAUCGAAGAUUGAUCCCUCCGUCGAAACAAGUGUGGAAACUGGACUCAGACCCAUUACGGACGGCUGGAAAACCCUGAAAAGGGCGGGUUGGGAUAGAAUCGACGCGGCAAUGGUUGUUCCAGGGUCUGAGACAAAUAUCUAUUUCUUUCAGGGGAAGGAAUGGAUUGACGUGAGCUGGGAUGACAACCUUGUCUCGCGUGGCACAAUUGCCGAGUCGUGGCCAUCUCUCGUCCAGGCGGAAUUCGAAACCGUUGACGCGAUUCUUGACAACUAUGAUGGUACCUAUUAUGUUUUCUCUGGGGAUCGGUACGCACGAAUUAGCAUGAAAGAGGACAAUGAUACUUUGAUGGCUGGCCCAUUCUACAUUAAAGACAAGUGGUCUUCGCUCUCUUGGGUAUAA